Messenger RNA from Phlebotomus papatasi, 1872 nucleotides. RefSeq names its product solute carrier family 35 member E1 homolog. The coding region runs from base 136 to 1230 and encodes 364 amino acids. Lineage: Eukaryota; Metazoa; Arthropoda; Insecta; Diptera; Psychodidae. Gene Ontology annotation, cellular component: Golgi apparatus. The record is from RefSeq and is a predicted model, not a curated record. The transcript is spliced from 4 exons. Gene Ontology annotation, molecular function: antiporter activity.
AGUCAACCUUUCAGUCGUGUGGGAACAGAGGGCGCAGAGACGUGUCCUCUUGUCGUGGCAUUUUUGUGAAGAAAAAUUUGGGCAAAAUUAGGGAAAAUAGGGGUUUCUUAGUGUAUUUAGUGUAUCUGUAGAGCCAUGUCGGACCGCAAGGAGCACCGUCAGUGGGCAACGAUAAUCUUCCUGUGUCUAUCGUGGUACAUUGUCUCAUCGUCGAACAAUGUGAUUGGGAAACUGGUUCUCAGUGAAUUCCCUUUUCCCACAACCGUCACCAUGGUCCAAUUGCUCAGUAUAACGGUGUACAGUGGACCCUUCUUCAAUUUGUGGGGUGUCCGGAAGUAUGCAGACAUGUCCUGGCGAUACUAUGCCAAGAUCAUCAUCCCCCUGGCAUUGGGGAAGUUCCUUGCCUCAGUUUCUUCCCACAUCAGCAUCUGGAAGGUUCCUGUGUCCUAUGCUCAUACAGUUAAGGCGACUAUGCCCCUGUUCACGGUGAUUCUGUCCAGGAUAAUCCUCAAGGAGAAGCACACGACACUUGUUUACUUGAGUUUAGUGCCAAUUAUCACAGGCGUGGGCAUCGCAACGGUCACUGAGCUGUCUUUUGACAAGAUUGGCCUCAUCUGUGCCCUCCUGUCCACCAUGGGCUUCUCCCUCCAGAAUAUUUUCUCCAAGAAAGUGCUGAAGGACACGGGGGUGCAUCAUUUGAGACUGCUACAUAUUCUGGGGCGACUGGCACUCUUUAUGUUUCUCCCAGUGUGGUUCUACAUGGAUUUCUUCAGCAUAAUCGCGCACCCGACAGUCAUAACGCGAGACUACAAGGUGCUGGCGCUCCUUUUUACGGAUGGAGUGCUCAAUUGGCUACAGAAUAUCAUUGCCUUUAGUGUUCUGUCCCUGGUGACUCCCCUCACGUAUGCUGUGGCGAGUGCAUCGAAGAGGAUCUUUGUGAUUGGGGUGUCUCUGUUGAUUCUGGGAAAUCCAGUGACGUGGGUCAAUGUCUUUGGGAUGGUUUUGGCAAUUUUGGGUGUGCUUGGAUACAAUAGGGCAAAGUAUCUGUCCAGACAUACAGACACCAAGCCUCCAGUCUUGCCAUUCACCAAUCAACAGUGGAAUUAUAGUCAAUUGCCCAGUACGGACAACUUCUAUGGCAAUGGGAAGGCUUAUACUAAUGGGAUAAAGACGACAAAUCUCCUUCUGAACAAUAAUACAGCCACAACAAAUAAACUCCUCUUCGUUUGAGGAAGUUCCGGAGGAAGGGCUUUUGCCUGGAGUCGCAUGUUUUUUUUUUAAGCAGUAUUUGGCAUGGUGAGUGACUUUCUCUGAAUGUGGGGAGAUUGUGGAGUACAAUUGAAGCCAGAUGGCUUCGAGCUAUAAAAAGUCCUAGUUAAAAAAAAAGUAUAAAUGAUUAAUUAAAUGAGAGAGAGAGAGAAAAGUGUUGAUAAUCUCUUGGAAUUCUCCAAGAGAUUUCGCGGGCUCAAAGAUCAAGCAAAAAAAAAGAAAAAAAAGAUACAGGACAAAAAAGAAUGUCCGGACAAAUAAUAUUUCUGGCCAAAGUGGCGCGCGGGUUUAUUUUUAGGCUAAAUAGGAAAGAUUUUGCAAAAUAGCAAAGUAAAAAAAAAAUAAAAUUGUUAACUCUUUUUUAAUCAAAAUGACAUGAAGAGAGAGAGAUUCUGUUAAUCUCCAAGGCGCGGAGAGAUGAUUUUUAAUAAAAUUGUUGUAAAUAGUAGAAAUGAAAGAGCGAAUGUAGUCAAAGAGAUAAUUUUUGAGCGCGAUGUGUAAAUAAGCCAAGAUAAAUGUGUAUUUAUUUAAAAAGCGUACAUAAGCCUAGGAAGAAAUAUAUAUACAGAAAAACUUUGUAAAUAAAAAAAAGAUUGAUAAAAA